This is a messenger RNA of Rhopilema esculentum, 7814 nucleotides long. The record is from RefSeq and is a predicted model, not a curated record. NCBI's taxonomy places the organism in Eukaryota, Metazoa, Cnidaria, Scyphozoa, Rhizostomeae, Rhizostomatidae.
GGUUAUUUGUUGUUUCAUUGAACUUUUUAUAUACGCUAGGAUCCUUCCGAUAACUGAUGGACCCUAUGCCAUAAAUAUAACUUGUGAUCUUUUGGUACAUAAAAGGGCAAUAUAAUAAAAUCUCGUUAACUAGCACUUUCAUUAAGUUGAACUGAUUUUUAGGUGUCUAAUUAUUUCCAUCUUAUUCUGCCUGUAACAGACCGAUUCACCCCGUGAUGGCUUGCUUUGCGUAUGAAAUAAAAAUGUGAAGCUGGUUGUAUUAUUCUCACUUAGAAAUUUCCAGCUUCCCACAGACUGAUUCUGUCCGCUAUGGACAGAUUCUGUCUGCAACAGACCGAUUCACCCCGUGAUGGCUUGCUUUGCGUAUGAAAUAAAAAUGUGAAGCUGGCUGUAUUAUUCUCACUUAGAAAUUUCCAGCUUCCCACAGACUGAUUCUGUCCGCUAUGGACAGAUUCUGUCUGUAACAGACCGAUUUACCCCGUGAUGGCUUGCUUUGCGUAUGAAAUAAAAAUUUGAAGCUGGUUGUAUUAUUCUCACUUAGAAAUUUCCCGCUUCCCACAGACUGAUUCUGUCCGCUAUGGACAGAUUCUGUCUGUAACAGACCGAUUUACCCCGUGAUGGCUUGCUUUGCGUAUGAAAUAAAAAUUUGAAGCUGGUUGUAUUAUUCUCACUUAGAAAUUUCUCGCUUCCCACAGACUGAUUCUGUCCGCUAUGGACAGAUUCUGUCUGCAACAGACCGAUUUACCCCGUGAUGGCUUGCUUUGCGUAUGAAAUAAAAAUUUGAAGCUGGUUGUAUUAUUCUCACUUAGAAAUUUCUCGCUUCCCACAGACUGAUUCUGUCCGCUAUGGACAGAUUCUGUCUGCAACAGACCGAUUUACCCCGUGAUGGCUUGCUUUGCGUAUGAAAUAAAAAUUUGAAGCUGGUUGUAUUAUUCUCACUUAGAAAUUUCCCGCUUCCCACAGACUGAUUCUGUCCGCUAUGGACAGAUUCUGUCUGCAACAGACCGAUUUACCCCGUGAUGGCUUGCUUUGCGUAUGAAAUAAAAAUUUGAAGCUGGUUGUAUUAUUCUCACUUAGAAAUUUCCCGCUUCCCACAGACUGAUUCUGUCCGCUAUGGACAGAUUCUGUCUGUAACAGACCGAUUUACCCCGUGAUGGCUUGCUUUGCGUAUGAAAUAAAAAUUUGAAGCUGGUUGUAUUAUUCUCACUUAGAAAUUUCCCGCUUCCCACAGACUGAUUCUGUCCGCUUUGGACAGAUUCUGUCUGCAGUAGAAUGGCUCAAACUUCCGCUCACUUCCUUUCAUAUCAUAUUCUCUAUUAAUUGAUUAAAAUGACGAUAACAGCGUUUGACUACCCAGGAAUGGGGAUUUCUCAUUCAAAUUUUGUUUUGUAUCUGUUUCUUCUCAUGGUUGGGCAGAUUUAGGGGCUUGAGUUGGUUAAGUACUUCACAGAUUUUGGUAGCAGGCUCCCCCUCUCACUAGCAAAAAUAAUCGCAAUCUUCCAUUUGAUUUAAAGAUACUAUAUUCAUGUGCAAUAUUCUGUCACAACUAGACGCUCAAUCGUCUGAACAUAAAGUUGGGCCGUACCCUGAACUUCAAAGAAGAUGGGCCAUGAAUGAUAUCAGUAUCAGGCCAUUGCAACCAGUGUGUGCUUGGGUGUGAAAGUUAGUCAACGCAACUGUGACAGCAAUGUUGAGUCAUGGCGGAUGCUGUUUGUUUGCGGGUACUGUUUGAUUUCUUUAUGUCUUGACCAAUCAGCUGAGCAGAAGAAAAAAAUUCUGUCCAGCAGAAAAAAAAUUUCUGUCUAGGAGAAGAAAAUUCUGUCCAUAUGUGAACAGAAUUCCCAUUACCCAAUCAACUGUCUUUCCCCAAAAUGCGCGGUUUGGCUCUUCCAAUGAAAGAUCUGCUUUUCAGAACAUCCAAUAGGAACUAAAUCGGAGAACGGAUACGUCUGUUUCGACCAGUCAAUAUGCAAGAUGCAGGAUUUGGCGCGAAAUAUGUUUUAUAUUUGGCGGGACUUCUUUAUAUGUGCACAUUCGCGAUGAAGCAUCAAGUCGAAAGGCAUUGAAAAUAGAUGACCUGCAACUUCAUCUUCGAGAUUAGGAAAAGGGGUAUUUGGCCGCUUAUUAAUCACACCAUUUCAGGUAAGACGAUUCUACUGUAGUUUUGUAAAGUUUUAAACUAUUUCGCCUUAUUUUUUCAAGAGUUUUCUACCUUAGCAACAGUAAAAGACACGUUUUCUAAAUUUUAGUUCUAAACUGCCGCAUGACAUGAUGUCACAAAUAGUUAAUUCCGAAGAAGAAAGCUUUGAGGAAGCUCUCUCUCAAGCAGUCAACCAUAGGCCAAAGCUCAGAAAUGUGCUUAUUGACUUAAACUUAGAACAGACGGAUGAACAGUGUUCCACGGGAUCUAGCGAAGAUGAAACAAUAUACGAGGAAUUCUACAAUUCUGAUUCCGAAAAAGAGAACAAUGUCCCCUGUGAAAAGACAAAACCCAGAGAAUCAAGGUAUGAAAGGUGGACUUCAGAUGUGAAAAUCCAGGAGGACUACAGAGCUUUUCGAGUCAAAACUUGUUGUCGACGUGGCUGCUAUCAAAAGCUGACUAUUGAGCUAAUGAGGUUACUGCGUCAUCGAUUCGCAACAAAGGGGGAAAAACAGCAACGUCAGUGUAUCUUAGACGAAAUAACGCAAUCGCCUUUAUUAGAGCCCAAAUUGUUUAUAGACGGACAAAGGGUUUGCAUUAGCACUUGGUGUCUAUUUCAUGGUUGCUCAACGACCAGGUUUUAUGAAAUAUUACAACUUGCGAGAAAGUACGGAUUCAAAGCGAAUGUUGCAGGAUCAAGAAAAGGUGUAAAAAAUGUGUCUGCGAAAAGAAUACGUGCAAGAAAUUGGAUGAAUACAAUGUGCAGCAUUGGCGAAAUUCUCCCGGAUGACGACAAAACAGUAUACUUGCCAUGCUGUUUCUCGAGAAAGGAGCUGUAUGCCACGUAUAUAUCAGACACUAAAGGAGGACAAGUCCUCGGAUAUACAGCUUUUCGGAAAAUGUGGAAAGAGGACUUUAAGCAUGUGAAAAUUUCAAGGCGAAAAGGCAGUUUUACAAAAUGUGGCGUCUGCGUGCUUUUGAAGGAUUUGACUACUGCUUCCACAAAUCCAGACAGAAGAAAAAGACUUCUUCAGAAAAAGACAAAGCACAUUGAGCAGCAACAAGCAGAAAGACAGAAGUAUUACCACCACAUCGCUAAAGCGCGAAAACACCCACAUAAAUAUAUCUCGAUCAUUUCUGACGCCAUGGAUCAGUCCAAAACUAAUAUUCCGCAUUGGCUUUCAAAAUCAAAGUCUAACAAGGACGAAUUCCUGAAGACCCAUGUAACUGGUUUAUUAUCUCAUGGAACUGGAACCUGUUACCAAUUUAUCGAUCUUAUGCAAUGGGCACACGAUUCAAAUUUGGUGAUGAAUACGCUGUACAGAGUGUUGGUAGAUAUUGCCACGGAACAACGACUCUCACCAGUGUUGUACCUGCAACUGGACAACUGCUGGCGAGAAAAUAAGAAUCGCUACAUCUUCGCAUUCCUUGCCUGGCUGGUUCAAAAGGAUGUCGUUAGGAAGGUCAAACUGUCUUUUUUAAUGGUUGGACAUACACACGAGGAUAUAGAUCAGAUGUUCAGUAGAAACGCAGUCCAACUGCACAAAGAAAAUGCUGUGACGCUCCCGCAGUUGGAAGGUGUUUUUCGCAAGGCAUACACCCCUCGCCCAACAGUAACCACGCUUCGGUUCCUUUUCGAUUUCAAAGGGUUCCUUUCUAAAUACAUCGCAAACAUCCGCAACCACAGCAAACCCCACGCUUUCAAAUUCGAGAAAACAGCUUCUGGACAGGUUGGCAUUACCUAUAAGAACUGGGCAGCAGAUGAGGGAUGGCUACCUCGUAACAUUAAUGGUGACAGAGAGCAGCCUCUGUUAAUUCUCAAUGAAGAAGUGCCCCAAAACGAUUUCCCUUUACCAUUGCAACCCGAAUUCGAUGUGAAAAACGAUUUGGAAACAAUGAGAAAAGAAGCGACAACUGCAGCUGCCAGAAUGACUGAGAGUGAAAUGUUGUGGUGGAAGGAGUUUCUUCAACAACAAGAAUCCACGAGGUCCUUCUGGAAGUCUUUAACGACAGGCAAGAAGCGUUCGCUGUCACGGAAAUUUUGGGACAAUAUGAUUUUAAAACCAUAUCUAGAGGAACGAGCACCAGAAAGUGAUCCAGACGAGCAACGAAGAGAAGAUGAGAUAGAUGAGAUGAUAAAAAAUACAGAAAAUUUCAAACAGGUGGAGAUAAUUAGAAAAAGAUGACUAAGAAAACGUGAAAGUUAGAGGUUCAUUCGGUUCCUGAAAAGCUUCUUUUGUAUUUCGUGUAGGCCCGUCAACUCGACUUCCGUCCUCACCAAGUGGCCGACCGCGUUUCUUGCAUCGCGCAACAUUUUUGUUCUCGAUAAGCUUUUGCUGUACCAAGACGUUGAUCAAAUUAUCUUGUGACCAUGGCCACCUCGGAUCAAUUGUAGAUGAGUCCGUUCUCCUAAGUUUUGGUAGUUCGUUGUCCAUUGCUUAAACUCUUAUCAAAAUUAUUAUGUAGCAGACUAAUUGAACUGAAUUAGGUUUUGGAACGCUAUUCACCCCUUAACUACUUUUUGUGCCGACAAGUACCACUGUACAAUCUCGUUUUUAUGUUUAACAGUUUAUUUUCAAUAUGGAACCACUUCAAACCGAAAUUACGUUUGAAAACAUACAAAACUGAAAACUAAAAUCCUCAACCAACGUUUAUCGUUAAUGUUUUCGCCGCUGCAGUUUUUGGGGCACUAGAGACUUUUUUUUGUUUAGAUUUGCAAUUUAGAUUUUAUCGCAGAAAUAACACAUUUUUGGUACCGAUUUCAUCUGAUCGUGCAGAAUCUUCAGCCACUCCAACUGUUUUCUUUCAAACUCGAUGAAAGUUUAAAUCAUAAAAAUUAAGGUUCAAAUCUAAGGUUCAAAUAUGUUUUAAAAUACGGUCCUAUAUAUAUGUUUUAAAAUACUCUCAGCCGCUUUUUAAUGCUUCCGAAAUCAUGCUUAUGGAAUAGGACCGUAUUUGUAUCAUUAGAUUUUACAUUUUGAUAUCAAAUUUGUUGUUCUGUAUGUUCUUGUUGAAAUUUAUGAUGAAGCAACACAUCUUAAAAGAUUUAAUAUUUUUCUUUGAUCUUAAGGCGAAUUUACACUUUGUGUUGGGCAAAAAUAAUUUAAGAAUAAUCUUAGGCUCAAAACCUGAAGUUUUUAAGAAUAUUGAGGCUCGGCAAAAAAUAGGUAUUCUUAUUCUUAUUAGCUUGUACAUUAUUUCUUCUGUCUCAAUAAAUAAGCAGACGGAAAAUACACUUAUUGAAGAAAUUUUUAUUUUCACUUGGAAUUUAUGUCCACAGGCGGAACUCUAUUCGCUUGUUUUAAUCGACUUUCUGGUAACCAUUAUCUUCAUUCGAGCACCCUACCCUAAAACAUUGUAAUGUGUAAUGAGUUUGGUUGCCACAGAUUUGAGUUUGCUAAACAACAGUUGAAAUAUUAACGUGCCGAGGAGCGAAGAGGAUAACACCUUUGCCGAGUAAACACAAAAAUAACGAUUGUCAACGAUUGUGAAAGUACAGAAGGGUUUACUUACGCGUACCAGUGUAUGACUGUUAUGUAAACAAUCUGGAUAAAACGGGUAUUCAAAGAAAGAAAAUAUUAAAUGUACCCCCAAUAAUUGUAAAGGUGUACUGUGUUUCCUUAUUUCCUAUACAGUACAUAACAUUUUUAAUUAAUCAUUUCGCUACUUACAAAAAAUCCUGUCCCCGAGCCUCUAUUUUCGCUAUAAUUUCAACAUAAGUUGAAGAUAGAGAAUUCAACAUUGUAAAUCUGGUCGACGUUUGUUUUGAAAAAAACUUUAAUGGCUUGGCUGUCCGUUUUUGUCGAGCCCGGUUGUCGAGCGGUUUUACCGUAAGAUUUUAUGGAAUUUGUUAUGUAACUAGCUUUGUAUUUUAUCGUGUAGGCUUUUUGCUGUCAUUGGAAUCCGAUUGUCAACGAUUAUGAAAGUAGAGAAUGGUUUACUUUGUACAUUUGUACUAAUUUGAAACAAUGAUUAAAGCGCAGAGCUAGCAGCGAAGUACAUGUCUAUUGUCUUUCUUGCAUAGUUUUGAAUUCCUUCAGACCACAUGCGGAUUGAUGCUGGUAAUAGUCCUUGUGUAAAUAUAAUUUGACAACCAAACAAGGUGUUAAUGUGUAAUUCGGAUCCCUGUGGCGGGCUAUAUGUCCAUAAUAAAAAACUGUAACCUGAUUGGCCAAUACCCCAUAUUCUGUCUAUGAGGUUCUGUCUGUGAAUAUAUCAGACAGAUUAUGUCUAUGUCCGUAUUGCAAGUGACAACUCCGGAUUACAAAUGCACUCUGUUCAUAUUAUGAUUCACAGUGUCAAAUGCCUUUUGUAAAUCAAUAAAAAUCCCACAGCAAAAUUUCCUAUUGUCUAGUGAAUUCUUAAUGGCAUCUGUUAUGCUAACAAGAACAUGGUCAAUAGAAUAAUUAGCAUGAAAUCCAAAUUGUGAAAUAUAUAAUAUUUCAUGCUUUUCAAGAAAUUUGUAGAGACGUUUGUACAUAACUCUUUCAAUGAUUUUGCUAAAAAUAGAGAGAGGAGAAAGAGGUCUAUAGUUAGAAGCUGCAAGUGGACAACCUUUCUUGAAAAGUGGUAUAACUUUAGCCAACUUCAUUUUGUCCCGGAAGAUUCCAGACUGGAAAGAUUCAUUUAUGAUUUGAGAAAGAGGAGAUGAUGUAAGUGGGGAAAGAGGUUUUAAGAUUUUCAUAGGAACACUAUUUGGUCUGAGAGACUUUCCAGCUUUAAGGAGCGAGAUUAUCUCAGAUUAUCUCAGACAGUGAAGAAGAAGCUUCCAAUUCUGCUUUGCAAGUGACUUCAUAGAUCUUGGUAUGUUUUUGGUGAUGUUAUGAGAAACGUUAAAAACAAAAAACUUAUAAAAAACAUUCGCUAUAACGACAGGAUCUGAUGCAACAUUACCAUUUGAGUCCUUAAGAUUACUUAUAACAUUAACACUACUUGAUUGCCCAAUAUCUAAGACUGAUUUAAUUCCUGGCCAUAAUUGUUUCAUGUUAUUGCUAUUUUUCUGGAAAAAGUUGUAGAAGUAGCUGGCUUUACUUUUUCUCAGGGAAAAUCUGAUACCAAGCAUCUGGAGUUGGCUUCCUUGAGAGGGUUCUGACAAAGGAUUUUAACCCCAGCCCAGCUCCCUGCUAUUAUUAGGAAAAGUUGCAUUCCUGAUAGGCCUUCUAAGAUUUUCUUCACCUUGUGUCCACAAAACAUCAAACACUCAAAGUAAUGGUCAUCCAAGUCCCAGAAUGAUUUUCUCUGUCCCAGUGCCGAAACCAAUAGACAGAGCCAGGUGGUUGCCCAAGCAAGUUGCAAAUAUGGUAACGAGAGGGCGUACUUUAAAACAAGGUCUAUUGAAUUUUACUAGAAAAUCAGUGAUGCUGCACCUGACAUUGGCAGGUGAUUUUUGUGCACUCACACCUGAAGUGCUUGUUGAAAUUGUAUCUACUCUGCAAACAGGGUGCCAAAGUAAGGAACUCCCAUUUGCCAGUACAUCCUUUCAGCAAUGGCGGCGCCAGCCACUACGCUCUAGGGAGGACAAAAUAAAAAAUUUAGGCCACGCCCUUUUAGCGCUAGGAAACGCCCCUUUAUAAACAAGGAAAGCCAAUUUUAGGAACGCCCAUAACUAACUGUUGGCUAUGUAAAGGCAGUUUGAAAAUCAAAGGAUGACAUCAAAUAAUGUAUGUUGCCAAAA